Drosophila virilis is the source of this 2857-nucleotide messenger RNA. It is a transcript of the gene Hex-A, whose product is annotated as Hexokinase A. Gene Ontology annotation, cellular component: mitochondrion; cytosol. Lineage: Eukaryota; Metazoa; Arthropoda; Insecta; Diptera; Drosophilidae. The record is from RefSeq and is a predicted model, not a curated record. Gene Ontology annotation, biological process: glucose metabolic process; glycolytic process; intracellular glucose homeostasis. Gene Ontology annotation, molecular function: glucokinase activity; ATP binding; D-glucose binding.
AUAUAUAUAAUUGUUUUUUUUUUUUUGGGUGCCAGUGCCUGUGACUGCCUGUCGGCAACUGCCAAACUAAAGAAACCGCAAGUGCAACUGCAACUGCAACGAAAUGGACCAAGAGCAGCUGAAUGGCGCGAUGCGCAGCGUUUCUAUAAAUAGCAAUGGACUAGCCACAAAUCAGAAUGGCCACAACGGCAACGAUGAGACGGACAAUGCGCGGGUUCUCGGCGGCGGAGGCGGCGGCGGCGGCAUCAGCUUUGGCCUGAGCAGCGGCAACGCAGCGAGCAAAGCGACAAAUGCGGCGACAAAUGCGGCGACAAACGCGGCGACAAACGCGGCGACAGAUGCAGCGACGGCGACGGAGACGGCGACGGCGACAGCGAAUGCAAAUGUAAACGCAAUUCAAAUACAAACAUCGGCAGCUGGUGCGAGUGCAGCGGAUAAAAAGAAAAUGGUGCACGAGUUAUGUCAGCAGCUGUUGCUAACCGAUGAGCAGGUGCAGGAGCUGUGCUAUCGCAUAUUGCACGAGGUGAGGCGCGGCCUGGCCAAGGAUACGCAUCCGAAGGCGAAUGUCAAAUGCUUCGUUACGUACGUACAGGAUCUGCCCAAUGGCAAUGAGCGCGGCAAGUUCCUGGCCCUAGAUUUGGGCGGCACCAAUUUCCGUGUACUGCUCAUCCAUCUGCAGGAGAACAAUGACUUCCAAAUGGAGUCGCGCAUCUAUGCGAUACCGCAGCACAUUAUGAUCGGAUCCGGACUGCAGCUGUUCGAUCAUAUUGCCGAAUGUUUGUCCAAUUUUAUGGCCGAGCAUAAUGUCUAUUCGGAACGUUUGCCGCUCGGCUUUACGUUCUCGUUUCCGUUGCGCCAGCUGGGCCUGACCAAGGGCCUGCUCGAGACAUGGACGAAGGGUUUCGAUUGUGCCGGCGUUGUCAACGAGGAUGUUGUCCAGCUGCUCAAGGAUGCGAUCGCAAGGCGCGGCGAUGUACAAAUCGAUGUUUGUGCCAUACUCAACGAUACGACGGGCACAUUGAUGAGCUGCGCCUGGAAGAAUCACAAUUGCAAGAUCGGCCUAAUUGUUGGCACCGGCUCGAAUGCCUGCUAUGUGGAGAAGGUGGACGAGGCUGAGCUCUUUGAUAUGCGCGAUAAUCGCAAACCGCACGUCCUUAUCAAUACGGAAUGGGGGGCAUUCGGUGACAAUGGUGCACUCGAUUUUGUGCGCACCGAAUUCGACAAGGACAUCGAUAGCCACAGCAUCAAUCCCGGCAAGCAGACGUUCGAGAAAAUGAUCUCGGGCAUGUAUAUGGGCGAGCUGGUGCGUCUCGUCCUGGCCAAAAUGACCCAGGCGGGCAUACUGUUCAAUGGCCAGGGCUCGGAGGUGCUGUUCACGCGCGGACUCUUCUUUACCAAAUACGUGAGCGAGAUCGAGGCCGAUGAGCCCGGCACAUACACCAAUUGCCGUCUCGUAUUGGAGGAGCUGGGCCUAUCCAAUGCCACCGAUGGCGAUUGCGCCAAUGUGCGCUACAUCUGUGAGUGCGUCUCGAAGCGGGCCGCACAUCUCGUCUCGGCGGGCAUUGCCACGCUGAUCAACAAGAUGGAUGAGCCGCAUGUGACUGUCGGCGUUGAUGGCAGCGUCUAUCGUUUCCAUCCCAAGUUCCAUAAUCUGAUGGUCGAGAAGAUAACGCAGCUGAUCAAGCCCGGCAUUAGCUUUGAUCUGAUGCUAUCCGAGGAUGGGUCCGGGCGAGGCGCGGCGCUCGUUGCGGCCGUUGCCUGUCGAGAGGAUAUACUCAAUAGCAAGUAAACGAUUGGCAAGCGCAAAAGCAAAAGCAAAAGCAAACGCAAUCGCAAUCGUAAUUGUAAUUGUAAUUGUAAUUGUAAUUGUAAUCGUUAUCGGAAUCGUAAUCGUAAUCGGAAUCAGCGUCGCAGUUGCUAACGAAGCAAACCUAAUCAAUUCAAUUCGAAUUCAAACCAGGUUCGACUUCGAAAAUUCUUAAGGCGAAAAUCAGUUAGUUUCCUUUUGUCGCCGCUGCGGAGCCGCCAAUCGCCAUCCCCCUCCCCCUCCCUCCCCCAUACCACCAACAUCCUCCAGGUAGCGCCAAAGCGGGGCGCUUCUUAGUAUUUAAAUUAGGCAACAUCUUAGAAAAAAGUUGAGCUAAAAAAAAACAACAACAACAACAAUUAAUAACGGAAUGUGUAUGCUUCGGCAAUUGUUACUUUUCUUUUCAUUUCAUUUCCUUUCGUUUUUUUUUCUAUUCUUUUCACUUGUUCGUUUUAUAAUCUAUCUCUUUCUAUCAAGCUAUCUCUUAAUUAAAUAAAUUAUUUGUAUGUCUAAUUUAUUUGGUUAAAUUAUCUAUUCUCGAUUUUGUAAAAAAAAAAAAAAAACAACAAUUGUUAAUAUAUUUUACACACACACACACACACACACACACAUACACUUAUACGCAUGUUGAUACAUAUAAGAUAUAUGAUUUAAUAUAUCAGGCAAUUUCUUAUUAAAACGGCAAACAAUUUAAAUGAAUUUUUCGAUUGCGAUUUGUCAAAAUCCACAUAAUUAAAGCGCUUAAGAGAAACGAAACAGCCGAACAAAAGAGAAUCAAGAGAGCCAGGCUGGCGAAUCGUGUAGCGCGCUUUCAUGCGCCGCCAAAAGUGUUAUACUGUGCUACUGUGCUACAAGCAUCAUCAGCAUAUCCCAAGCCAGGACAAGACAGUCGCACAUUGUUAACAAAAAAAUACUAAAAACAAAAACAAAAACAAAAACAAAAACAAAAAAAAAGCUAAAACACAGCAAGCAAUGUGUUUUAUAAGUGUAAAAUGUUUAUAGCAUAUAUAUUAUGAAGCGUUAUAUGAUAAUACAGCUUAUUAGCCUCUA